CCAGUCCCUUGCCUCGUAGGCCAGCACAUGUGGAACAACAGGGCCGCUGGAAGGAGGAGGGACGUUUCGGCUCUCGCGGGUCAUUCGCGCAUCGGACGCCGUCAACGAGAGACCAGCGGGAUCGGACCUGCCGGCGCAGCGGGCGCGUGCACACAGGGUGCGGCAAGAUGAAGAUGGCGGCGCUACUCCUCGUCGUGCUGCUGGUGGCCGCAGUGGCACGGGCUUUCCCUGACGGAGCUCCGGUGGGCGCGUGCGACUCAUUCAUGCCCCGGCAUGGAACCACAGCUGCCUUGCCGAACCCAACCUCCCCGUACGCCGUGGUGCAGUCCAAGGCGCACUACAACCCCGGCGACAUCGUCACUGUGACAGUGACGACGAGCGGCCCGUCCUUCAAGGGCUUCAUCGUGCAGGGCUUCAACCCGCAGACGCGUGAGGUGAUCGGCGAAUUCCUGGGCGGACCGGGAACCCACGUCAUUCCGCAGUGCUCUGCCAUCACGCACGAAAACAACCGGAACAAAAAGGCGGCCACGCUCAACUGGAAAGCACCGCUCAACUCCGGACCCGUCAUGUUCAGGGCCACUGUUGUCAAAUCCUUUACAGAGUUCUACGCCAACCUGCUAAGUCAAAGCGCAGGCUACUGAAGAGAGAAUCACUACGGACUUUGCACAGGGGAACCAUCGGCCAUAGCGUACUCACAAUGUGCGAUCCUGCGGCAUUUCACUUAGCUCUGCGCUAAAAUCACAAACGUGUAUUCUCGUUUUUUUUUUUUUUUCUCGUGAACCAUACUGCCUUUUGUAAAUACAUCGCCUUUUUUUGUGCCUACA
This is a messenger RNA of Rhipicephalus sanguineus (brown dog tick), 824 nucleotides long. Its product is annotated as putative ferric-chelate reductase 1 homolog. The transcript is spliced from 4 exons. The record is from RefSeq and is a predicted model, not a curated record. Gene Ontology annotation, molecular function: oxidoreductase activity, acting on metal ions. Bases 168 to 641 code for a protein of 157 amino acids. NCBI's taxonomy places the organism in Eukaryota, Metazoa, Arthropoda, Arachnida, Ixodida, Ixodidae.